Molecule: messenger RNA, 588 nt
Organism: Pieris macdunnoughi
Lineage: Eukaryota; Metazoa; Arthropoda; Insecta; Lepidoptera; Pieridae
Source: the annotation of a GenBank genome assembly
AUGCUGGGCGGCGUGGGCGGGCGGCAUGCGUCCGUGCGGAGGCGCGGCAGCUCGCCGGGCGUUCACUUGCGUCGCGAUAUUAUAUCGCCGCCCGUGUCACCGCGCCCCAUGCGUCGCCGACGCGCUGUCGCCGUCUCCGAUCACAAAACAUGCGCGCUUAUACACACUCGCCUCAAACUCGGCGACAUCAUUAAGCUAAAGUUUGCAUCCCUGUAUCUUUGUAAGGAAUCUGUUUUGUUUGACAUUUGUGAGUUUACAAAUAUACCUGCGAGUGGAGCGUCGAACGUCGACGUUUGGGUCAGAUCGGAGCACUGCGGCGCGGCGUGCGAGCGGAUGCGCGCGCAGGGCGGGUGGCGCGGGGCGGGUAGGCUACGUGCGCGGGCAGUGGCGUGGAGCGCGCGCCGCGGACGCCCGCACCGCCGCACCGCAGUGACGAGCAGCAGCCCGCCAUGCCCGGCCCGCGCCCGUCCCGCGCCUGACAGCAUGGCCGCACCGACCGCCAACACCGCACGCAGCCACGCUCUGACCACGGUACGGAUUCUUCCUCCCGAGCUGACCGUGCUUCUGUCCUCCGCAGCACGAAACUAG